Brassica rapa (field mustard) is the source of this 1989-nucleotide messenger RNA. RefSeq names its product amino acid transporter AVT1A. Gene Ontology annotation, biological process: amino acid transmembrane transport. The record is from RefSeq and is a predicted model, not a curated record. Lineage: Eukaryota; Viridiplantae; Streptophyta; Magnoliopsida; Brassicales; Brassicaceae. Gene Ontology annotation, molecular function: L-amino acid transmembrane transporter activity. Gene Ontology annotation, cellular component: vacuolar membrane.
UUUUAACUGUUUUCCAUUUCGUCUCUCUCGCCACCUCCUCCUCUCUUCUCUUUGCAAACUCUGUUUCAAAAACAAAAACACCAAUCAAAGUAGAUCGAGAUCUUGUUUGAUUGAUUUUGUUUCCUUUUUCUUGUAUGAUCUUUCUUUAUAUAUCCUCUACCGUUUCUCUCCUUCUUUAGAAAAAAAAAACACUCGCAAAUGGAGAAGAAACCAGAGUUUACGUUCGACGACGAUGAAGACAGCAGCAAAUACGAGAACGACAGCGAAACUGAUCGUAGCGAUGUCGCAGAUCUUCCUGGUGACGAUGACAACAACAACAACGACGAGGAUACUUUCGUUUCCCAGGUUCAAUGGCCUCAGAGCUUUAGGGAAACGACUGAUUCGUACACGAUAGCUGCAUCACCAAUCUUCGGAUCUCUAAGGAGCAAUCCGAGUUUCUACAAUACGAGUCAAAAGCCGAGUUUCUACAGACAGAGCAGAAGUAAUCUUGAUGUUGAGUCUAAAGCUCCUUUCCUCCCUGAGAGGAACGAAGAAUCCGACAAAGCCUCAGCUGCACAAUCUGUUUGGUCUCGCAGAGGCUCAUUUGCUGAAGAGUUAGCCAUUGGAGGCUACGGCUGCAGCUUAACUCAAACCAUUUUCAAUGCGAUUAAUGUAAUGGCUGGAGUUGGACUUCUCUCAACACCUUAUACACUGAAAGAAUCUGGUUGGGCGGGGAUGGUGAUUCUUGUCUUGUUUGCUGUUAUAUGUUGUUACACUGCUACUUUGAUGAAAGAGUGUUUCGAGAACAAGACUGGCAUCAUCACUUAUCCUGAUAUUGGAGAAGCAGCUUUCGGGAUAUCUGGUCGUAUUCUCAUAUGUGUGCUAUUGUACACAGAACUAUAUUCAUAUUGUGUGGAGUUCAUCAUCUUGGAAGGUGAUAACCUGACCGGGCUUUUCCCUGGUACAUCACUGGAUUGGCUCGGUAUCCAUAUCGACUCUCAACAUUUAUUUGGAAUCUUGACUGCUCUCAUUGUUCUUCCAACUGUUUGGCUGAAGGAUCUUCGCAUCAUCUCCUACCUCUCAGCUGGUGGAGUUCUUGCAAGUGUGUUGAUAGCAUUGAGCACGUUUUUCCUCGGAGCAACGAGCGGGAUCGGGUUUCAUCACACUGGUCAUGCUGUGAAAUGGAAUGGAGUACCGUUUGCUAUUGGUAUCUAUGGAUUUUGCUACUCAGGCCACUCUGUGUUCCCAAAUAUAUAUCAGUCCAUGGCUGAUAAAACCAAAUUCACCAAAGCAGUGAUCAUAACUUUCGCUUUAUGUGUUUUGUUGUAUGGAGGAGUUGGAAUCAUGGGUUAUCUCAUGUUUGGUGAAGCCACUUUAUCUCAGAUUACACUAAACAUGCCAAAGGACUUGUUCUUUUCCAAAGUGGCUCAAUGGACAACGGUAGCGAGUCCGUUUACAAAAUUCGCUCUUCUGAUGAACCCACUAGCUAGGGGUAUAGAAGAAUUAUUACCAGAAGGAAUGCCAGAGAACAUAUGGUGCUUUCUUCUUCUAAGAACAGCACUGGUCGCUUCUUCCGUUUGUGCUGCUUUCCUUAUUCCAUUUUUUGGUCUUGUGAUGGCUCUGAUAGGAUCUAUACUUAGUAUACUUGUGGCAAUAAUAAUGCCAGCUCUAUGUUUCAUGAGGAUAAUGGGUAACAAAGCUACAAGAACACAGAUUAUUCUGAGUUGGAUAAUAGUGGCAAUUGGUUUGGUAAGUGGGACCUUGGGGACAUACUCUUCGGUUGCAAAGAUCAUUAAAAACUAUGAAUGAAGAAGCCACCAUAGUCUCUCUUUUUUUGAGUUUAAUGUUUAUGUUAUGCUAAUAAAAAUCUUCAUUAAGAUUAAUUUGGACUUCAAGUAAUAAGAUUAGUGAAAUUUUUGCUUUCUCAAAGUUGUCAUGUUUGCUUUUUGUAAUUUUAUGUAUUUUGAAAAUACUAUUUUCUUUAUUUUGUGGCCAUAAUUCUUCUGCGUA